This is a messenger RNA of Zingiber officinale, 749 nucleotides long. RefSeq names its product basic blue protein-like. NCBI's taxonomy places the organism in Eukaryota, Viridiplantae, Streptophyta, Magnoliopsida, Zingiberales, Zingiberaceae. Gene Ontology annotation, cellular component: plasma membrane. The record is from RefSeq and is a predicted model, not a curated record. The transcript is spliced from 2 exons. The coding region runs from base 74 to 571 and encodes 165 amino acids. Gene Ontology annotation, molecular function: electron transfer activity.
CCACCUUAUCAUCGACUUUAGCUUACCAUAAAUCUACAGAGCGAUCAAGACAUGACUCCUCUGUUUUCAAGCCAUGGCCAUUCUAAUAACUUUCAUCAUGACCAUCCUCUUGUCUCUUUCCACUCAAAUCGGCGUCCAAGCCACAGAGUACGACGUCGGCGACACCGAAGGGUGGGAAACCGGCACCAACUUCCUCCGCUGGUCUCGGAAUCACAACUUCACCGUUGGCGAUGUUUUAGUGUUCAAUUAUGUGCCGGUGCAGCACAACGUGUAUCAGGUGACGGAAGAGACGUACAGAUCUUGUAACUGGAGCUCCGGCGUGCUUAAGAUGUACGUCAGCGGUCGCGACCGGGUGACCCUGGCGGAGGCGACGAGUUACUGGUUCAUAUGCGGCGUGGAGGGACACUGCCAAGGAGGAAUGAGGAUGGGCGUCAGCGUGGCCUCCUCCGGCGGUCUCGCUCCUGCGCCAGCACCGGAGGAGCGGGGCAGUUGGGGCGGCGGAGGGCGGGCGGUGGUGCGGUGGUGGGUAUUAAUUAGUUGUCUGGUAUUAAUGAUGGUGUGGGAUAUGUAAGGUUGGAGUUAGACUGGGUCUGUGUGCGUGUGGACCCUUUGAAAGAGAUGUCGAAUUUAAUUUGAUGGGUAAUUUAUUUUAUUUUAUUUUUGCUAUUUUUUUGUGAGAAGAUUGACAUAAAUGGAUAUACGAAGGGUUCCUAUAAAAUAAACGGAUUAAAAAUGUACUUUUUAUAUUA